CAGUGCUGAGCCACACAUUGACUCCAGCACCUGUGAGACUUCUUCCAGAGAAGAGGCGUUCCACCAUGCUGAGGCCAAAGGACUUGUGCCAGAGCUCUGGCACCAAAACCUUUUUGGAUGCCAUGAAUAGUGGAAAAGUGCACCUGGCCCGCUUUGUGCUGGAUGCAUUGGACUGCCGCAUCAUCGACUCAAAAAACGAAAGCAGCCGGACACCACUUAUGUGUGCCGUGUGCCUGCAGGAGCAUAACACUAGAUCUAAGUUCACUCAGCUGCUCCUGGAAAAAGGUGCCGAUGUGAACAACCGGGAUGAGCAUGGUCGCACUGCUCUCAGUUUGGCCUGUGAGCUCGGCCACCUAGAUGUCAUCAAGCUCCUGGUGCAGUUCAACGCCAACCCUGAGCUCACGGAUGCCUGGGGCAAUAGUGCCCUGACGUAUGCUGCCUAUGGAGGACACAGCCAGGUACUGGAUUUUCUCAUUCGGGCGUUCAAGAGGCUUGGGCUGAGACUGGACCACACAAAUCAUGCAGGCCACACUGUCAUGCAGGUAGCUGAAUAUCUGGGACAUGCUAAUUGCGUUCAGGUGCUCUGUGCUGCAGGGAGGAAAGGGGUAAGCAGCGUCGGGAAAACUCACGAAAUCAAAGGUGGAUCACAGGAAGUGAUUUCCUGGCCUAAUCGACUCCCGAAGCAGAUUUUAGAAAAAUUCUCAAAGCAGGUUCACAGCAAAAAUGAAGAAACACUGCCAUCUUUGUUUCAGAAGCAGAUGUGGAUCAGUGACGAUAAAGACCCAAAGAGACGCUUCAGUCAGCAGCACUCCCCUGAGAGAAACAACUCAACUGCCUGCCAAAGUUCAACCAGGUUUCCAGAGAGGCAUUUCACUGAGAAGGAGCAGCACAUCUUAUUCAGCUCAAAACAGUUCCAAAACUCUAGAGAAACUGGCUUUGUAAGAAAGAACAACUUUGCCUCAGAGCACUUUCAGAAAGUGGACCAGCAUGAGAUGAGGGAAAAUCCACCAGAGUGGGGGAAAGCAAAGUCAUUCAACCUGGACCUACAGUCAGGACGCAAACAGUCGUACCAGGGUGAGGAGCGGGCUGUCACACAGCCUGUCAGCCAAUUAAAACGAGCUUCUCUUCCAGACGAGAGACCACUUAUCCCGAAAUUUUACUGCCAUGGCAACACUUCUACCAAGAAGAGUGAGGUCGAGAAAGCGGCUUUGCAGCAAAUGAAUGGAGUGUCUAGGAUGACUGCAGAACAGAGGAACAGUGACAAGAAAAGCUCAAUAAAGCGUGGGAGCCUUGUAAAGAUUGAAAGACCGAAUAAGUUGCUCUUCUGUCGGGACGAGGUGCCACGGGAAAGGAUCAAAAUCCGUCCACCGGGUUUCGAAGGGCUCGGGAGCAGAUUACUGCGGCGCUUCACAGCUCCUGAGUUCAUGGGCCUGGUUAGAGACUGUCAAUCCAGUGCGAGGCUAAACAAAGGCAAGAUCGCUAGAUCAGAAACAUUUCCCCUUUCACAUACACACAAAUUGGUAAACAGUCAGCCCAGUGUUGAUAGCAUAAGCAGUGUCAGGUGUGAAUUUGAAGGCAGCCCUCCAGUUAGCCGAGCUUAAUUUACAAUUGGGAAUUGGGAUUUGAUGGUGUCGAAUUCCGCACAAUAAUUCUUAAUAAUUUACUCAUUCAAGCCAGAAUUUAAACCACACAUAAAAUGGGAGCAAUAAUGUCAAUUUUGUUAAACAAAUUUCUAAAAUUUCUAUUUUUUUCCCUUCUUACUUUUCUUGCAGCAAACUUGAGCUAAAUAAAUUUUAUUGCAUGGACUUGUAUUUAAACUUUGUAGUAGUCUCUUUGAUCUUAGAGUCGAUUCCCAGUUCCUAGAUGUGGAAUUGAAAAAUCAACAGCACAUGCAGGGAUUUUACUUGUUUCGAGCUGCUUUUUUAAAAAAAACAUUUAUGAACAACAAUAGAUUAAAGAGGAAAAUGAAGAAGUGUCUUGCUUUUGUUUUUGAUUAUUUCUUUUUUGAUAAAUGCAGUUUGUUCAAUAUCAGUUUUAUUUAUUUAAGAACUGUUAGAGUCCUGAUGAAACUUCUCUAAAAGACACAGCACUGUAAAUAAACACACAAUGUUUCAAAUGACUAGAUAAAGCAAGUAAAUGUGCUACAUAAUAUGUAAAUGCACUGUCUUUGAUAAUGUACAUGUAUGUGAACUUCAGCAGCCAGGCAGGGGUUACAGGUUUUUUUGUAAAAUUGUCUUUUUCUCCUCAUAAUCAGUAUGUUUAAAAUGUUCAUCUAUAUAUUCUUUAAUGUACAUCCUCAAGUUUGUAGAAAAAAAUGCGAAAUCUAUUCAUACUCAUGUCUCAGACAUUACAGGUUUGUGUAUAAAGUGUAUUUAUGUCAUUAAAGUAUAGUAUAUAUUCCGUUUGUGUACAGAUAAGAAAAAUAGAAAAAUAUUAUAUGUGAAAUUAAAUUCUAAUUUACAUUUAACUGGAAGAAACAUUUGCACCAUAGCUGUGAUCUGUCAUUUUACUAUGCAUAUUGUGAAUGUCAAUCGUUUAUAUAAUUAAAAUAAAGUAAUUAAC
Silurus meridionalis is the source of this 2562-nucleotide messenger RNA. RefSeq names its product inversin-A (gene ankrd63). The transcript has a single exon. Gene Ontology annotation, molecular function: protein binding. The record is from RefSeq and is a predicted model, not a curated record. NCBI's taxonomy places the organism in Eukaryota, Metazoa, Chordata, Actinopteri, Siluriformes, Siluridae. Bases 66 to 1601 code for a protein of 511 amino acids.